Messenger RNA from Tilletiopsis washingtonensis, 2434 nucleotides. RefSeq lists its product as hypothetical. Gene Ontology annotation, cellular component: membrane. Gene Ontology annotation, molecular function: carbohydrate:proton symporter activity. The transcript is spliced from 18 exons. The record is from RefSeq and is a predicted model, not a curated record. Bases 185 to 2050 code for a protein of 621 amino acids. Gene Ontology annotation, biological process: transmembrane transport; carbohydrate transport. NCBI's taxonomy places the organism in Eukaryota, Fungi, Basidiomycota, Exobasidiomycetes, Entylomatales.
UCUCCCCAAGCCACACAGCACCUCGCGCGCUCAGUGUCGCGCCUCGCGCCUCUCCUCGUCGUGAUCGUCUGACUCCAAGGGCCACACUGCGCUUCGCGAGCGCUUGCUCCGUGCGCCAGCGAGAGAUCCGCCCUGCGCCCUCCACCCCCCUGAGCGCUCCCGUCCGUGCACUCCGCGCGCCGUCAUGUCGCGCGGCGACGACGUCGAGCAAGCCAAGGGCUCGAGCUCUUCGCAAGACGGCGUUGCCUUUCCUCGCAGCUCCUCGCCCACCUCGCACGGCGGCGAGCCCGGCGCUCGCCAUGCCCGCACCCGCACCUCCUCCUCGGCGCGGCGUCGCUCGCUGCAGGCGCCCAUCCUGGACCCGCACAGCUCGACGGGCGCCAGCGCUCAGAGCCCGCUGGCCAAGCUGGGCAUCAAGGGAGACGGACUGAUGCUCUUCGUCACGUGCUUUGCGAGUCUGGGAGUGCUGCUGUUUGGGUAUGACCAGGGCGUCAUGUCCGGCAUCAUCACGGGUCCGUACUUCAAGUCCUACUUCGGUCAUCCGACGUCGUACCAGAUCGGCACUAUGGUGGCGAUCCUGGAGGUAGGCGCCUUCAUCACCUCGCUGGCCUGCGGCACGCUGGCCGACAUUCUCGGGCGUAAGAAGCUGCUCUUUGUCGGCGCACUCGUGUUCUCGACGGGCGGCGCGAUUCAGACCUUCACCACUGGCUACGGAAGCAUGGUCAUCGGACGCAUUGUUGCCGGGUUUGGCGUGGGUGUGCUGAGCAUGAUUGUGCCGACGUACCAGUCUGAGAUCUCGCCCGCCGAGAACCGCGGUCGCUUGGCCUGCAUCGAGUUCACCGGCAACAUCGUCGGCUACUGUCUCUCUGUCUGGGUCGACUACGGCUGCUCCUUCCUCUCCGGCGACAUUUCCUGGCGCCUGCCUCUCUCGCUCCAAGUCAUCGUCGGCCUCAUCCUCGCCUUUGGAAGCCUGCUGCUGCCCGAGAGCCCACGCUGGCUGCUCGACCACGAUCGUGACGAAGAGGGCAUGCGCGUGCUGGCCGAUCUGCACGGCAGUGGUGAUCCGACGGCGGAGCGCGCCAAACUCGAGUUCAGAGAGAUCAAGGAGAACGUGCUCUUCAUGCGCGAGCAGGGCGAGCGCAGCUACCGCGCCAUGUGGAAGCGCUACCGCUACCGCACCCUCAUUGCAUGCUCCUCGCAGGCAUGCGCGCAGCUGAACGGGAUCAACUUGAUUAGCUACUACGCCCCCCUCCUCUUCGAGGCUGCCGGAUGGGUCGGGCGCGAUGCGAUUCUCAUGACUGGCAUCAACGGCAUCAUCUACGUGCUCUCCACCAUCCCGACGUGGUUCCUCAUCGACCGCCUCGGCCGACGCGUCAUCCUCAUGAGCGGCGCGCUGAUGUGCGCCCUCGCACUCUACGCCGUUGGCUUCUUCCUCUGGAUAGACGCCAGCUACACGGCCAAUGCCGUCGUGGGGAGCGUCAUCGUCUUCAACGGCUUCUUCGGCUACAGCUGGGGCCCUGUGCCGUGGAUGUAUCCCGCAGUGAGCUUGGCACUCGCGUUCCGCGCAAAAGGCACGUCCUUGGCGACGGCCACAAAUUGGGCCUUCAACUACAUCGUGGGCGAAGGCACUCCGGUGCUGCAAGACCUCAUCAAAUGGCGCCUGUACCCGCUGCACGGCACGUUCUGCCUCGGCUCCUUCGUUCUCGUCUACUACUGCUACCCCGAGACUAUGGGCGUGCCACUAGAGGAGAUCGACAGUCUCUUUAAUGACAAGCCAAGCUCGGUGCCCCAGGACGAUUCAGACUCUUCCGGCGACGAAGAGGCAGCAGAGACACGUCCUCGCCGGCCGCUGCGGCGCUCCAUCUCUUCGCAUCCACGCUUCGAGGAUGACUCGCUGCGUGCCGCGCGCAAAGCGGCACGCGCACACGAGCGCGAAGUGCGCCGUCAGCAGCGAGGCGGCAUUGUGCCGGGCUUUGUGAAGCGGCUGUUUGGACCUUCCACUCGACCGCAAGUCGGAGAGUAUGAGCCAGUGAGAGGCGAUGAGCAUUAGGGACUCGGGCCCCCCAUUCCACUUGCGCGCGUAGGCCACUCUGCGCCGCAUGCGUCUUCCUCCUCUACCUCUCGCGCCGCCGCGCCUCGUCGUUCGCACGACUCUCUCGCCUCGCCCUUUGCUUCGUCCGACGAUGAGCAGUCGCAGUUCAUCCUCGGCGACGCAGAUGACGCUGGUGCGAGCACGACAGACGAGCAUCAGCCUGCUGCUGCAAGGCGCGCUGAAGCAAGCGACGAGGAAGAGGAAGACGACAUGGAAUGGGAGGGCCGAAGGGUGCCGCUGCUCUCUCCGCCUGCAGCUUGAAGACUCUCGCUCAUCGAAGCGAGACCGACACACACACACACCACAUACAGACUUGAAGCGAAUCGUACAUCCGUCACCGAC